AUGGCUAGCCAAAAUGAACUCAGAGCUAAUUCAUCACCGUCUAGUUUUUAUACAAGUGGUAAAUAUUUUUCAGGUGGUUUUAAUCCAACACUCCAAGAAGGUUGGAAAAGUACAGAAGAGUUUAGCCCAAUUACUGCAGAACCAUCAGAUAUUAAAUAUGAUCUACAAGACAUAAAACAUGAACUAGUUGACACUAUAGAAAAUGUUAGUAAUACUAGUGGUGGUAAACUUGCACGGGCUGUUUCAUUACGUAGAGGUGUAGAAUCGUGGAUUGUAAGGCCGACCACUGAAGAUGUAUUGGAGAACCUCGAACAAUUUUUUCCUGGACAUGAUCUUGAUAAACCGAUAACAGAAACACCUGGGACACCCGUAACACCUGUAACACCUGCACCUCCACAAAAUGCAAGUCAACAAGAAGAAAUUUCACCGUCAUCUAAAGUAAUAACAGAAAAAAGUAAUGGCAAUAAUGGUGAACUUAUUGUAAUUUUAUUUGGUGUUUUUAUAAGUUUGGGGGCAUUAAGUAAUGGAAGCAGUGGUGUGCUUGGUAUUGUAUAUUUGAUUGAUCAAAAGUACUACGUUGCAUCAGCCUUUACAAUAAUUUUUCUUACAAUGGUUUUAAUUCAAACAAUCUUACAUAUUAUUUUAACAAUUCAAGUUUAUAAUCAUUACAAAAGUUUGGAAUCAAAUUCAUUUUUUUCACUUAAUAAUAACGUUGGUAGUGGUAAUGAUGGUAGUAGUGGUUUCAUAAUUGUUGGAAGCGUCAUUAACAAUCCCAAUCCUAAUACUGGUGGUCGUGAUGGCUUUACCACUGCUGGUUACACGCUUGGCAGUGGUCGUCGUGUUAGUAGCGGAAAUUAA
Entrophospora sp. SA101 is the source of this 858-nucleotide messenger RNA. NCBI's taxonomy places the organism in Eukaryota, Fungi, Glomeromycota, Glomeromycetes, Entrophosporales, Entrophosporaceae. The record is from the annotation of a GenBank genome assembly.